Dibothriocephalus latus is the source of this 303-nucleotide messenger RNA. Lineage: Eukaryota; Metazoa; Platyhelminthes; Cestoda; Diphyllobothriidea; Diphyllobothriidae. The record is from the annotation of a GenBank genome assembly.
AUGAAGCAUUGUAAUUAUCAUCAGGAGGCGGUUGAUUUAAGAUCACAACUUUAUCCUGUUGAUGGCAAGACCGAAAAUCGUGUAGCCAACAUCAAAGACCUACACAACCCUUCGCGUAUCCGCUUCUGUUGUGGUGUUGAGAGCGUAGCCAUCUUCGAAAAGCUGGUCAUUAUCUGUGGUCUUGCAAACGCGCGUGGAGGCCUGCAUACAUCGGAUGUUGAGAAGACGCAUGUCCGUUCUGUAGUUGAUGUGGAUCCCGGAACGCUCACCACGGUAUAUAGCUAUCAGCAUGGCAGAAAAUGA